Molecule: messenger RNA, 501 nt
Organism: Echinostoma caproni
Lineage: Eukaryota; Metazoa; Platyhelminthes; Trematoda; Plagiorchiida; Echinostomatidae
Source: the annotation of a GenBank genome assembly
AUGCUACCUUUUGCUUUAUUUCGGCAUGUAGCUGGUGCGGUUAUGGCUACAACUGCUGCUAAGUACACUGUUAAGACAUUCAUCAUGCCUUUGGGUCCCACGGCCAAAACGCUGGCUGAAGCGUCGACCGAGGUCAAUCUUGCAGCUAUCCCCGAAGGCAAAAACUUGGUUGUAAAGUGGCGCAACAAGCCCCUUUUCAUAAGACAUCGCACAGCAGAGGAAAUCAGUCGGGAACGCGCGGUGCCCCUGAGCAACCUAAGGGAUCCUCAGCGUGAUGAAGAUCGAGUGCAGCAAGACAAAUGGUUAAUCUGCCUGGGCGUAUGCACUCACUUGGGUUGUGUUCCGAUCGCACAUGCUGGUGAUUACCCUGGGGGAUUCUACUGUCCUUGUCACGGUAGCCACUAUGACGCAUCCGGGCGUAUCCGCAGAGGUCCUGCCCCGUUGAACCUUGAAGUCCCGGAAUACAAAUUUCUUGACGAGAAUACUGUUCUCGUCGGUUAA